AUGGAGAACGUCCAAGUGUGGGCAUCGUACCUCUACGAGCAACAUGCGCACAACCUUCCCGACGGCAUUCGAGACCAGCUGGUCGGACUCGCCUCCAACCCGUCCUACUUGUCCUACGCGCAAACCGCCUACUCGUAUCUCGCGCUAGCCUCCUCAUACGCCAAUCUCAUCCUCAGCACCAUCAUGGACAGUGUCUCCUCGAAACCGGACCUCGCCACCAUCGCGCUUCUACUGGUGAUCAUUUUCAUCAGCCUGAAGAUUCUGAACAUGGUCGUCGGGACGGUGCUCUUCUGGUUUCGUAUGGCGAGAAAGGUAGCUUUCUGGGGCACUUUGGUGGCGUUGGCGCUGUGGAUGUAUACGAGAAGACCGGUGGGAGUGGCAGAAGAUCUUGGACAUUGGUAUGGUGUGUGGAAGGGGGAGUAUGCGCACUGGAGUGAACAGGAGAAAUUGGCGAGAAUCAUGACGGAGCAGGCAAUUCCGGCUGGUGCUGGCAGGGCACAUCCGAAUCGACGACGAUGGUAUUGA
Molecule: messenger RNA, 525 nt
Organism: Sphaerulina musiva SO2202
Lineage: Eukaryota; Fungi; Ascomycota; Dothideomycetes; Mycosphaerellales; Mycosphaerellaceae
Exons: 2
Coding region: 1-525 (174 amino acids)
Source: RefSeq, a predicted model, not a curated record